Messenger RNA from Sinocyclocheilus rhinocerous, 808 nucleotides. It is a transcript of the gene ciao2b, whose product is annotated as cytosolic iron-sulfur assembly component 2B. The transcript has 5 exons. Gene Ontology annotation, cellular component: cytosolic [4Fe-4S] assembly targeting complex. Bases 144 to 623 code for a protein of 159 amino acids. The record is from RefSeq and is a predicted model, not a curated record. NCBI's taxonomy places the organism in Eukaryota, Metazoa, Chordata, Actinopteri, Cypriniformes, Cyprinidae.
AAAAGUGGAUACUGUUUCCGUUAUUUAGCUUGACUUCCGGCUAGCUUGUUUUCGACUUCGCAGCGUUGGCAACCUUAUCUAACAAUAGUGUGUUGAUCGUAUUGUGUUAGUUGUAUAACAAUUUUAUCGUUGAAGAGGUAAUAAUGUCAGGGGGAACUCGCCUAGAAAACGCCAAUCCUCUGAUAUUUCAGCGAUCGGGGGAAAGACUCCUCACUGCCACUGAUGAAGAUGAGGAUGUAGCGGAUCCCAUCGAUGACAGGGAGAUCUUCGAUCUGAUCAGAUCGAUCAAUGACCCUGAGCACCCACUGUCCCUCGAAGAGCUCAAUGUCGUGGAACAAAUGCUCAUCAAUGUGAAUGAUGAGGAGAGCACUGUGUCUGUGGAGUUCACACCGACCAUCCCACACUGCAGUAUGGCCACACUCAUUGGCCUGUCCAUCAAAGUCAAGCUUCUGCGCUCCCUUCCUGACAGAUUUAAGAUUGAUGUUCACAUCACGCCUGGCACACAUGCCUCAGAGGAUGCAGUCAAUAAGCAGCUUGCAGACAAAGAGAGAGUGGCAGCAGCUCUGGAGAACUCUCAGCUGCUGGAGGUGGUCAACCAGUGUCUGUCCUCCAGAGCCAUGUGAUCCCAAGAAUCCUGCUGCUGUUGUUGUGUAGUCCUUUGACAGUCAGGAUUGAACACUUACAAGCAAGCCAGAGUUGAGUGAUAAUAACAGUGCUAUUAUUUGUGGCUAUUUUUUUAUACAUCUAGUGCUGUACUCAACAAACAAUACCAGACCAGGAGGACUGUUUAGUGCUUAAAAAGUGAGAG